CACGAGCACACCUGUUACACCAUCACUUCUAUUCAUCUGGAAUACUCAACAACACAGCACCAAACAUGGACAGCAUCCUGAAAGAGGGCGAGCAAUUCCUUGAAAGCCAAGGAGGCAACCAAGGAAAUGACCAGAACCAGAACAACCAACAGCCUCAGCAGCAGGGCCAACAAAGCCAACAGGGAGGAAGCAGCGGCGGGAUGAUGAAGAGCUUUGAGCAGAACGCUGGCGACUCUUAUAUCAACCAAGAGGUCAACAAUUUCUUGAACAAGGAGGGCGUCCCGUCCGCUAUGGAUGGCGCGAUCGAUGGCGCCAUUGACACCGAGGUCAACAACCUCGAGAAGAACUUCUAGAUCCCUUGCGUACUCUGUGAUGUGCACCAGAGGUUGACAAUCAAGAGAAGGAGGGGAUGGGGGGACUGCGGUAUACUUCUGUUUCAUGGAACGACUGCUGCGGGAUGUAUUUCUUCGAGCCAACUCGGCAGCUCCUCAACGUGGUCCCUCUCCUAGAGAUAGCAGGCUUCUGAAUGAAAUGAAAUAAAAUGAUGAUCAAGCUGGUGAGAAA
Cladophialophora immunda is the source of this 564-nucleotide messenger RNA. RefSeq lists its product as uncharacterized. NCBI's taxonomy places the organism in Eukaryota, Fungi, Ascomycota, Eurotiomycetes, Chaetothyriales, Herpotrichiellaceae. The transcript is spliced from 2 exons. Bases 66 to 353 code for a protein of 95 amino acids. The record is from RefSeq and is a predicted model, not a curated record.